AUGUCCCUGCUCUGCGCUGCCGCUGCUGUGGCGUCCGCCGCGUUUGCUAUGCCAGUCAGCUCUGACGCCGCCGAUGGACUUGAAGCUCGUGCCCAUGACGCCGGGGUCUCCGAUCUGAUCGCCCGGUUUGACUUCGACGAGGCGACUUCUCUCCUGGCUCGCGCCGUCACGGACAUGCUCAGUGCGCGUACCGACCACAAGUCGGAGGUUGACUCGAAAACUGAUCACAUGCACGAAAACAUUGCCAAGGGGGCGGACCGAGGCGCGCAUCUGGACCAACUGCGCCAUAAUACAGACGACCUUGCCAAGUCCACACAGGGCAUCGGUAAGGGAGCCAACCAUGUACGCAAGAAGGGGAGAUCCUUGGAGCAGGACACGAACGGACCGCCGAAGUACCGCCUGAAGGACGCGCGCAAGCCCAGCCGCCUGCACAAGUACCCGCCGGGCCCAUCGGGCUUGCGCCGCAGGCGUGAGCUUGACAUCUGGUAA
Molecule: messenger RNA, 489 nt
Organism: Fomitopsis serialis
Lineage: Eukaryota; Fungi; Basidiomycota; Agaricomycetes; Polyporales; Fomitopsidaceae
Exons: 4
Coding region: 1-489 (162 amino acids)
Source: RefSeq, a predicted model, not a curated record